This is a messenger RNA of Saprolegnia diclina VS20, 1536 nucleotides long. RefSeq lists its product as hypothetical. NCBI's taxonomy places the organism in Eukaryota, Oomycota, Saprolegniomycetes, Saprolegniales, Saprolegniaceae. The coding region runs from base 1 to 1536 and encodes 511 amino acids. The transcript has 3 exons. The record is from RefSeq and is a predicted model, not a curated record.
AUGUUCGCAGCUGGCGACGUCCGAGCGCCGAUGACGAGCCUCAUUGCGCUCACGCCGACGAGCCUCGACGUGCCGGUCCGGCGCGGGAAGCAGCUCAAGGCGGCCACGCGGUCGCAGUCGGAGCCGUCCUCGGCCGAGAAGGCGUCCCCAAAGCUCGACACGCUCACGAUUCCGUUCGACGACUGGUUCAUCAUGCCACUCUAUGUCUGUCCAACGCACGCGACCAAAGAUGGCCUCUCGGAGAGCUACCGCCACAAGGGCUCGUGGACCAAGCCCGAGCCGAUUCGCAUUGAGCAAAAGCAAAUGCGCGCGGCGCCGACGUCGUCGACGAUGUGGGCGGUGCCAUUUACGUACAUCAUCACGGUCAACAACGUGUCGCACCAGUUCAAGUGCGCGUGGAACGAGUACCGCGCGUACCAGAAGGCGCUGCUGGCCGACGAGAAGCUCGGGCCGCUCUACGUCGACGCCGUGCACUCGAAAUACGUCGAAGAGUCGUUCAAAGGCUCCAUGCGGCGCGCAAUUGCAUCCCUCGAGCGCAUGUCGGAAGAGGUCAUGGGCUGCCUCCACGCCAUUUCGCAACUUCCAGAGAUCGCGACCGAGCGCGCGUACCAGGAUCUGGUCGGGUGCCAGACCAACACCCUCCUCCACGAAGAGCUUGUCGCCGUCCUCGCCAAGGACCGCGAGACGACGACGUCGCCCAAGAAGUCCAAGACAAGGACAAAGACGGAGACCGACUCGUUCGAUGACAACGACGGCGUCAUGUCGGACGCGACCGACACGUUCGACGAGCUCCAAGAGUGCUUGUGCGACGUGUACGUCGAGGCUAUUGCGCUCUUUGGUGAGCACGUGCACUGCCGGCCGCGCCAGAUCGCGACGCGGUCGAGCGACGACGACGACCACGACGCCAAGGUCGAGGAAGUCUUGUGCAUGGACAUGCUCCGUACUCAGUGCAUGCUCGCCUUGUAUACGGACUGUCUCUUCACGCUCGAUAAGGAGCAGCUCACGUCCAGCACCAACUAUGCGCUCUGCACGAUCCUCGGGUUUGGCUGCCGCCCGCUCUUCACUGUGAAGCGCGCGACCAAGACCAAGUGGGUCUUGGCCGACGCGUCCAACCGCGGGCUCAUGACCAUGGCGCUCAAGCGAUAUGGCGCCAACCAGCCGAUGAUCGUCGUCUCGCGCGUCGUGCCGUCCGGCGCCGAAGAAGUCGUCGGCAUGUUCCGCAAGUCGUGGCGAAGGGGCUACCAGUUCAUCCUCAUGUCGGAGCUCGUGACCCAAGGCAAGCUCACGACGUCGUUUGUGUUCUCCAACACGGUCAUCCACGGCCAGCACCGGUACCUUGUCGGAUCCGUCGUCAGCGGCAGCGACCACGGCGACCUUCUCGUGACCGCGACGCUGUCCGUCUCGGACGCCGCCUUCCACAAGCAGCGCCUCCACGUCACGGACGGCAGUGACGUGCUUUUGCAGAUCGCGCUCUCGUGCUCGUACGAUUUUCUGGCGAGCGCCCGACCCUUUUACCGCAUGGACUAUCAUUAUUAA